Messenger RNA from Tachyglossus aculeatus (Australian echidna), 1254 nucleotides. RefSeq lists its product as uncharacterized. The coding region runs from base 1 to 1254 and encodes 417 amino acids. The record is from RefSeq and is a predicted model, not a curated record. NCBI's taxonomy places the organism in Eukaryota, Metazoa, Chordata, Mammalia, Monotremata, Tachyglossidae. The transcript has 13 exons.
AUGAAAUCUGACUGCGGAUUGUUCUCAUGCAAUGUCAGCAAUGAAAUAAGUUGGCGAGAAGCUUCUCUCAACUUUACUAUUGAAGAUAAGUGUUCAGUCAUCACUGGCCUUCAUCCUUCACUGUGGCCCGCCUUGCAUUGUUCCAGUAUUGCAUUGGCCUUGUCAUGCAUUGCCAUUGUGAGCUUCUGCCUAUUCCUGCCAAGUAAAAUGAUGAAAGGAGAACUGUGGAGAGCUCUCACUGUUUUCCAGCAAGGAGCGGUGUGUUUGUCUUCUUUGCUGCUUUUAGUCACUGGUUUCCUCUGGAUAGAAGAGAAAGGUCCCAGUGUACAUCUUAUCCUGGUCCUUUCCCUUCUUUUUUUGGUUAUACCUGUGACAUUCACCGUAGCUGCAAUACUGGCCAUUCACCCUCCAAAGAUCAAAAAGAUAAUGAAAAAGAAAGUUUACCAGGUGAUCCUGGAUUUCACUGCUCCUGGAGGAGCCUUGGUAAUGAUACCGUUCUCCAUAUUCUUCAUAGAUAUUAUCCUCCAGCUUCAAGGCCAAGGCUGCUCACAGCCCAAAAAUCCAUUUGUCGGCGUGGCAGUCCCAGCUGGAAUCAGCUUCCUUAUUCUACUCUCGCUCUUUGGCUGGUAUCACCUCAAGAAAGAAAACAGGAAGGGAGCUGGAAGCCCUUCCCCAGAAAAAGGGGAAAAUGAAGAAAACCAGAACAUGGUUUCAGGAUAUUUGAUAGAUUUUUGUGUAUUAAAUUAUGACUAUUUAGUCAAUAUGUGCCUUGAUGUACCCAAUAUUCACAAGCCAGAGCAACAGAGUCAGAGAAGUGGAAACUCAAGUCCAGUUGCCCUGAGUCUUCUGAGACCCAUCUUGAUAUCACACAAGCAGAAUAAUGAUCAAGCAGCUGAUAUGAAUGCCAUAGGAACAUUCUCCGUGAUCCAACCCCGAGCGAUUGACCGCCCUGACCACACUGUCCCAGCUGUCUCUUCUGGGGUAAAGGUCUGUUUGCAGAUUUUGGCUUUCACUCCAUCCUUCUCCUUCCCCACUUCUGCAACCCUGGCAACUAGUUUGGGUCAGAGAAUCAGCUUCUCCACAGAAUAUGCUCCUUCCCAGAUUAGCUCCUCUGCCUCCUGCCAUAUCCAGGUGGAUUAUUCCACCGAUCCUCCAGAGACAAAGGGUACGUGGGAGCAGGGGUUGAUGGAGUUGAAGGAGAUGGACCCAGGGAGGACUUUGAAUUCUGACCUGGUUUUGAUUUUUGUGAUUUAA